Messenger RNA from Lycium barbarum (goji berry), 1619 nucleotides. RefSeq names its product tubulin alpha-2 chain. The coding region runs from base 214 to 1464 and encodes 416 amino acids. The transcript has 4 exons. Gene Ontology annotation, biological process: mitotic cell cycle; microtubule cytoskeleton organization. The record is from RefSeq and is a predicted model, not a curated record. Gene Ontology annotation, molecular function: GTP binding; structural constituent of cytoskeleton. Gene Ontology annotation, cellular component: cytoplasm; microtubule. NCBI's taxonomy places the organism in Eukaryota, Viridiplantae, Streptophyta, Magnoliopsida, Solanales, Solanaceae.
CCUCAGUUUGAAUAGAAUCCCUAGAUCUGAAAUAAUUUUUCUGAAAGGCGUCUUAAUAAACGUCGUUUCCUUUUCCAUUUUUUCUUUCAAGAUCUUAUUAACUUGAAAAUGAGAGAAUGCAUUUCAAUCCACAUUGGACAAGCUGGUAUUCAGGUUGGAAAUGCAUGUUGGGAACUUUAUUGCCUUGAACAUGGCAUUUAGCCUGAUGGCCAGAUGCCGGGUGAUAAGACUGUUGGAGGAGGUGAUGAUGCAUUCAACACCUUCUUCAGUGAAACUGGAGCAGGAAAGCAUGUUCCUCGUGCUGUCUUUGUAGAUCUUGAGCCUACUGUCAUUGAUGAAGUCAGGACCGGAGCAUACAGACAGCUCUUUCACCCUGAGCAGCUCAUCAGUGGCAAAGAAGAUGCAGCCAACAACUUUGCCCGUGGCCAUUAUACAAUCGGGAAAGAAAUUGUUGAUCUUUGUUUGGAUCGCAUUAGGAAGCUUUCAGACAACUGUACCGGCCUUCAAGGUUUUCUGGUUUUUAAUGCCGUUGGUGGUGGCACUGGUUCUGGUCUUGGGUCACUUCUACUGGAGCGUCUCUCAGUAGACUAUGGCAAGAAAUCGAAACUUGGAUUCACAAUUUAUCCUUCACCACAGGUCUCAACAUCUGUCGUGGAGCCUUACAACAGUGUACUUUCAACUCACUCCCUGCUUGAGCACACUGAUGUUGCAAUUCUUCUUGACAAUGAGGCCAUUUAUGACAUCUGCAGGCGCUCACUGGACAUUGAGCGCCCAACUUACACCAACCUUAACCGACUUAUUUCACAGGUUAUUUCGUCUCUGACUGCUUCUUUGAGGUUUGAUGGAGCCUUGAACGUUGAUGUGAAUGAGUUCCAAACUAAUCUUGUACCGUACCCCAGAAUCCAUUUUAUGCUUUCCUCUUACGCCCCAGUCAUUUCAGCUGAGAAGGCUUACCACGAGCAGCUCUCAGUUGCUGAGAUCACAAACAGUGCCUUUGAACCCUCUUCUAUGAUGGUUAAGUGUGACCCUCGUCAUGGCAAGUACAUGGCUUGCUGCCUUAUGUUCCGUGGUGAUGUUGUGCCAAAGGAUGUGAACGCUGCUGUCGCCACUAUCAAGACCAAGCGUACUAUCCAAUUUGUUGACUGGAGUCCUACUGGUUUCAAGUGCGGUAUCAACUACCAACCACCAACAGUUGUUCCAGGAGGUGACCUUGCCAAGGUGCAGAGGGCUGUGUGCAUGAUUUCUAACUCAACUAGUGUUGCAGAGGUCUUCUCACGCAUUGAUCACAAGUUUGAUCUGAUGUAUGCUAAGCGUGCUUUUGUGCACUGGUACGUUGGCGAGGGUAUGGAGGAAGGUGAGUUUAGUGAAGCACGUGAGGACCUUGCUGCUCUGGAAAAGGAUUACGAGGAAGUUGGUGCUGAAAUGGAUGAUGAAGAAGGGGGUGAUGAAGGAGAUGAGUACUGAGUCACUGCAUUGCGGUGUAAUGUAUUUGUUUUGGUGUUGUUUGGUUGAUGGGUUUCUUGUGCCCUCCUAGCAAUUACUAUUUCCUCUUUGUGGUUUUCUAAAGUGAAUUGUACCAUUAUGGAAGUCAAAAUAUGUUCGUUUGACUGCUUACUUUA